AUGGUACGAAAAAGAGGGUUGGUUGAGCUUGUGAUGUGCCGAAUCACGUGUGGCUACGUACGUUUUUAUCAGCAUAAUUCUUUGCCUGAGCGUUAUGAGAUUUUAAUGAUUUCCCUCAAAACGCGAGGGAGCUACUUACUGAACAGGUUCAUCAAGUGUAGUUUAAGCUAUGGCUUGAAGGAGGAUCCAGCUUGCAUAUACAUAUGCUGUGAUGUGCAAAUGGUUAUUAGUGGCUGCCAGGUUGGUUGCUUUGCUUCUUGAGUUGGACUGACAGUGUUGCGAAGUUCAGCCUAGGGUUUUUACCAAAACCUUCCUUCCUUUUUUAACCCAAACACCUUCAUUGCCUAUGUGAUUCCUUAUAUUCUAAGGGUAUUUGAUAGGAAACUAGAUGGUAAUAACUUCAUUAAAUCUCAUUAUCUCAGCAUUGCAGCAGGUUAUUAUAGAUUGAGGAUGAAGCUGCAGAAGCUCUUUUAUUCAACAACUAUGCAUUCAUUCAGGAGUACAACCACUAAACUAAAUUAAAAGUUGCAUUACUUUUCAGCUCCAUUGGUUUGUUUUUCUUUUUGUUGG
This is a messenger RNA of Lactuca virosa, 570 nucleotides long. Lineage: Eukaryota; Viridiplantae; Streptophyta; Magnoliopsida; Asterales; Asteraceae. The record is from the annotation of a GenBank genome assembly.